Molecule: messenger RNA, 670 nt
Organism: Brassica napus (rape)
Lineage: Eukaryota; Viridiplantae; Streptophyta; Magnoliopsida; Brassicales; Brassicaceae
Product: thionin-like protein 2
Exons: 2
Coding region: 108-572 (154 amino acids)
Source: RefSeq, a predicted model, not a curated record
AAUGAAUAGUUAUCCCUAUAUAAAUAAACCUUGUUAACACAACCAACAUUCACAACUAACAAACAAUUUCAUCUAUUAAAAAAAAUUCAUUCCCUCUCAAAAAAAAAAUGAAGAGCAGAAAGGUUACCAUGUUAGUGACAAUAAUGAUACUUAUGAUGAUGGGAAACCUUUUAGAUCAAACAAAGGCUCAAAAAAGUUCUUUAGGUCAAAGAGAAGCUGAGAAAAUCCCUUUUAUUCAGUGUUAUCCAUCUUGUCUUAAAGAGUGCAAAAGUACUUACAAGUUUCCAGCGUCUCUCAAGUGUCCAAUUAUAUGUCUUAAAGCCUGUCUUCAUCCUCCAUCACCAUCACCAUCACCAUCACCAUCACCAUCACCAUCACCAUCACCAUCUCCAUCUCCAUCUUCAUCUCCAUCUCCUCUUUCGGAGAAAACUAUUGAUGAAACUAAUGAUUUCUGUAAAUUUGGUUGUGCUGUGCAACAAUGUGCUUCUCUUUCUACUAUGGAAAUUCCAAAUGUGAAGAAAGUCGCAGCCUGUGUCGAUUCAUGUUCGAUUAAGUGUUCCAGCAAAAACUAAAAAGCGAUACUUUUCCUCCUACAAAUUAAUAUUUAAAUUAAAGAUAAAAAUAAAAUAGUUUGUAUUGAUUGGGUUUUCAAAUAAAUGAUUUUUUAAUA